AUGGUUGGGAAGUCCCUGAUUGCUGGUCUGGUGGUCCUGCUGGUGGCUGCAGUGAGCCUGUUCCUGGGGGUGUUCAUGGGCCUGGGGAAGAAAAACACGCCUCCCCCCUCGGACCACUUCUACUCAAAGGCUGCUGUGGCUGCCGACGCUGGGAAGUGUUCAGAAGUGGGGAGGGACAUCCUGAAGAAAAACGGUUCGGCCGUGGACGCCUCCAUCGCUGCCCUGCUAUGUGUCGGCCUGUUGAACGCUCAUAGCAUGGGCAUCGGAGGAGGGCUCUUCUUCGUCAUUUACAACGCUUCCACGGGUGAGGUGGAAACCAUCGACGCGAGGGAGACGGCGCCCAUGAACGCCACUGAAGACAUGUUUGGCAACAACACCAAGCUUUCUCGUACAGGUGGACUGUCCAUAGCCAUUCCCGGGGAGAUCCGCGGUUAUGAGAUGGCACACAAGAGGCAUGGCAGGCUGCCAUGGAAGGACCUGUUUGAGCCCAGCAUUGCCUUGGCUCGCGAUGGCUUCCCAAUAGGAAAAGCUUUGGCUCACGCCAUCUUCAAGAGCAAAGACUCCAUUCAAAGAGACGCCAACAUGUGUGAGAUUUUUUGUGACUCUCAAAGAAACAUCCUGAAGGAAAACGACAUAGUUAAAUUUCCAAAGCUGGCCGACACGUACCAAAGAAUAGCAGAAGAGGGGCCUGAUGUGUUUUAUAACGGGUCAAUGGCGCAGAGCAUCGUGGAGGACAUCCAGGCGGCAGGUGGCAUCAUCACCCUGGAUGAUUUGUUGGAGUACCAGCCUGUGCUGAAUGAGAACCCUCUCAGGCUGAACGUCGGGGAAUACACCAUGCACGUCCCAGACGCCCCCUCCAGCGGCCCUGUGCUGGCUCUCAUACUCAACAUAGUGGAUGGGUACAACUUCACAGACACGAGCGUCUCGACAGCAGAGAAAAAGACUCUGACGUACCAUCGCAUCGUGGAGGCUUUUCGUUUCGCUUAUGCCAAGAGGAGCAGGCUCGGGGACCCCCGUUAUCUCAACAUUACUGAUCUCAUCCAAAACAUGACCUCAGACUACUUUGCCGAUGGCAUAAGGAGCAAAAUUACGGAUGACACCACCCAUCCAGACAGCUACUAUGAGCCAGACUAUUUUGUCCCAGACAACCAUGGGACGGCUCACCUGUCGGUCAUCGCCGAGGAUGGGAGCGCCGUGGCAGCCACCAGCACCAUCAAUCUAUACUUUGGUUCCAAAGUCAUGUCUCGAUCCACUGGGAUCAUUUUCAACGAUGAGAUGGACGACUUCAGCUCUCCGUACAUGACCAACGGGUUUGGAAUCCCUCCUUCACCAAACAAUUUCAUUCAACCAGGCAAGAGGCCGCUGUCUUCCAUGUGUCCCACCAUCAUCUUUGACAGAGACAACAGAGUGAAAAUGGUUGUCGGAGCGUCCGGAGGCACAAAAAUCACCACAGCCACGGCCUUAGUCAUCCUGAACUCCUUGUUCUUCAACUACGACCUGAAGAAAGCCGUGACGGAGCCGCGAGUUCACAACCAGCUCAACCCGAACAUGACAGUGGUGGAGCAGGGCUUUGAGAAGAGCGUCCUGGAGGGGCUGGUGCAGAAGAACCACGUGACACAGCUGCUGCGGACUCCGGACUCGGUGGUCCAGGCGGUGGUGCGGCAGGGCGAGCGUCUCUGUGCGGAGUCCGACCCCAGGAAAGGAGGCUAUCCGGCGGGAUACUGA
This is a messenger RNA of Chelmon rostratus (copperband butterflyfish), 1725 nucleotides long. RefSeq names its product gamma-glutamyltransferase 1a (gene ggt1a). Gene Ontology annotation, molecular function: glutathione gamma-glutamate hydrolase. Gene Ontology annotation, cellular component: plasma membrane. Gene Ontology annotation, biological process: regulation of inflammatory response; peptide modification; glutathione catabolic process. The transcript is spliced from 12 exons. The record is from RefSeq and is a predicted model, not a curated record. NCBI's taxonomy places the organism in Eukaryota, Metazoa, Chordata, Actinopteri, Chaetodontiformes, Chaetodontidae. The coding region runs from base 1 to 1725 and encodes 574 amino acids.